This is a messenger RNA of Aspergillus alliaceus, 3171 nucleotides long. RefSeq names its product beta-glucosidase. Gene Ontology annotation, biological process: glucan catabolic process. Gene Ontology annotation, molecular function: beta-glucosidase activity. NCBI's taxonomy places the organism in Eukaryota, Fungi, Ascomycota, Eurotiomycetes, Eurotiales, Aspergillaceae. The record is from RefSeq and is a predicted model, not a curated record. The coding region runs from base 476 to 3064 and encodes 862 amino acids. The transcript has 6 exons.
GCCGAGUUCACCAGCAGCCUACAGUUAACGAAUCGGAUUGCGAUCGCCUUUUUCUCCGCCUCACCUUUAUUGGUUCUCUUUUGGAUUUUCCUUUUUUCUUUUUUUUUUCCCUGGACCUAUAGUUCCUCCCACAUAGUGCCAAUUGAUGAUGGAAUUUGUUCCACCCGAGUCACUCGAUCUGGAACCCCCAUGCCGAUCAGCAUACCGUAUCAAGCAAACAGCGGGUCUACCUUUUCCCCUCUGCAUGCGUGACAGCUUUGGCUUACACAGCCAGUGGUUAGCUGUGCCGAGACAGGUAGCAAGGAAUAAAUCAUCCGUUGUACUUAAUUUUCCCAUUGUUGGUGGCGUCGAUUAACUCCUCGUUACUGUGCUUGUUGUUAUUUAUAUCACCUCUCCCCCAUCCCCUGUUUGUUGAUUUCUACUCCCCCAGCAAUCUCUGUUCGUCUUUUAUUCUGCUGGUAAUCUCCCUACUAUCAUGAAGCUCAAAUGGUUUGAGGUGGCCGCAUUGACGGCUGCCUCAAUAGUUAGUGCCAAGGAUGAUCUUGCGUACUCACCUCCUUUCUACCCAUCCCCCUGGGCCGAUGGUCGGGGUGAAUGGGCGGAAGUAUACAAACGCGCCGUCGACAUUGUUUCCCAGAUGACUCUGGCAGAGAAAGUCAACCUGACCACUGGAACAGGAUGGCGUCUAGAGAGGUGUGUUGGACAAACAGGCAGUAUUCCCAGACUUGAUAUUCCUAGCUUGUGCUUGCAAGACAGUCCUCUUGGUAUUCGAUUCUCGGACUAUAAUUCAGCUUUCCCCGCGGGUGUCAAUGUUGCUGCCACUUGGGACAAGACACUCGCAUAUCUUCGGGGCCAGGCAAUGGGCGAGGAGUUCAGUGAUAAAGGCAUUGAUGUUCAAUUGGGACCGGCUGCUGGUCCUCUCGGUGCUCACCCAGAUGGCGGUAGAAACUGGGAAGGCUUCUCACCCGAUCCAGCUCUCAGUGGUGUUCUAUUUGCAGAGACUAUCAAAGGUAUUCAAGAUGCCGGUGUCAUUGCAACUGCUAAGCAUUAUAUUGCGAACGAGCAGGAACAUUUCCGUCAGCAACCCGAGGCUAAAGGGUAUGGAUUCAACGUGAGCGAUAGUUUGAGUUCAAACGUUGAUGACAAGACUAUGCACGAAUUGUACCUCUGGCCAUUCGCAGAUGCAGUGCGUGCCGGAGUGGGCGCUAUCAUGUGCUCUUACAACCAGAUCAACAAUAGCUAUGGUUGCGAGAACAGUCAAACUUUGAACAAGCUUCUAAAGGCGGAACUCGGGUUCCAAGGCUUUGUCAUGAGUGACUGGACUGCUCAUCACAGUGGUGUGGGCGCCGCUUUGGCUGGUAUGGAUAUGUCGAUGCCCGGUGAUGUGACAUUCAACAGUGGCACUUCUUUCUGGGGCGCAAACUUGACAGUCGGCGUUCUUAACGGUACGAUUCCUCAAUGGCGCGUUGAUGACAUGGCCGUCCGUAUCAUGGCCGCCUAUUACAAGGUCGGUCGCGACACCAAGUACACCCCUCCCAACUUCAGCUCGUGGACCAGGGAUGAAUAUGGUUUCGCACACAUUGCUGUUUCGGAAGGUGCUUACGAGAGGGUCAACGAAUUUGUAGACGUGCAGCGCGAUCAUGCCGACCUGAUCCGUCGCAUCGGCGCAGACAGCACCGUCUUGCUGAAGAACAAGGGCGCAUUGCCCUUAAGCCGUAAGGAAAAGCUGGUUGCUCUUCUAGGAGAAGAUGCUGGCUCCAACCCUUGGGGAGCUAACGGCUGCGAUGAUCGUGGAUGCGACAACGGCACCCUUGCUAUGGCUUGGGGAAGCGGUACUGCCAAUUUCCCUUACCUUGUGACCCCCGAACAGGCGAUCCAAAAUGAAGUCCUCCAGGGCCGUGGCAACAUUUUCACCGUGACAGAUAACUGGGCCCUCACAAAGAUCGCUGCUGCUGCCAGCCAGGCUAGUGUCUCUCUCGUGUUCGUCAAUGCUGAUUCAGGAGAAGGAUAUAUUAAUGUGGAUGGAAAUGAAGGUGAUCGCAAGAACCUUACUCUAUGGAAGAACGGUGAUAAUGUUGUCAAGACUGCGGCGAAUAACUGCAAUAACACUGUUGUUAUUAUCCACUCCGUCGGACCGGUGUUGAUCGAUGAAUGGUACGAUCACCCAAAUGUCACUGCCAUUCUCUGGGCUGGCUUGCCAGGCCAGGAGUCCGGUAACUCCCUUGCCGAUGUCCUGUACGGUCGCGUCAACCCUGGGGCCAAGUCUCCGUUCACUUGGGGUAAGACCCGGGAGGCGUAUGCUUCCCCCUUGGUCACGACUGCCAACAAUGGCAACGGACCGCCCCAGUCUGAUUUCACUCAGGGAGUCUUCAUUGAUUACCGCCAUUUUGAUAAGUUCAAUGAGACUCCUAUCUACGAGUUUGGAUACGGCUUGAGCUACACCACAUUCGAAUUUUCUAACCUCCAUGUUCAACCACUGAAUGUGUCCAAGUAUACUCCUACCACUGGCGAAACUGCACCUGCACAGACCUUUGGCAAGGUUGAUGAAGACUCCUCGAAGUACUUGUACCCAGAGGGUCUGAACAGGAUCCACCAAUUUAUUUAUCCCUGGCUCAACAUUAGCGACCUGAAGCAGUCCGCUGAUGAUCGUCACUACGGCUGGGAAAACUCCAAGUACAUUCCCGAAGGCGCCACUGAUGGGUCUGCCCAACCCCGUUUGCCGGCCAGCGGUGGAGCAGGAGGUAACCCGGGUCUCUAUGAAGAUCUGUUCCGGGUCUCGGUGACGAUCAAGAAUACAGGAAAUGUUGCCGGUGAUGAAGUUCCUCAGCUAUAUGUUUCUCUGGGCGGACCCAAUGAACCCAAGGUGGUCCUGCGCCAAUUUGAGCGUCUUCAUUUGGCUCCCUCGCAGGAGGUCGUGUGGAGCACCACUCUUAACCGCCGUGAUCUUGCCAACUGGGAUGUUGCGGCUCAGGACUGGGCCAUCACCCCUUACCCCAAGAAGAUUUACGUUGGAAGCUCUUCGCGGAAACUAGCCCUCCAGGCAUCGCUGCCCAAGGCUCAGUAAGAGCUGGUCUAGAUUGUACAGAGCUUUUCCACUACGAUGAUGUACAUGUUUACGAACGACCUAAGUUAGGAUAAUAAUAAGUUAACGAAUUAAGGUUGCAGAGGAAA